Oncorhynchus kisutch (coho salmon) is the source of this 2952-nucleotide messenger RNA. RefSeq names its product zinc finger protein Pegasus. The record is from RefSeq and is a predicted model, not a curated record. The transcript has 4 exons. The coding region runs from base 442 to 1764 and encodes 440 amino acids. Gene Ontology annotation, molecular function: RNA polymerase II cis-regulatory region sequence-specific DNA binding; DNA-binding transcription factor activity. Lineage: Eukaryota; Metazoa; Chordata; Actinopteri; Salmoniformes; Salmonidae. Gene Ontology annotation, biological process: regulation of transcription by RNA polymerase II.
UGAUCAGCUUUUACUCAUGUCUUCAAUUUUAUAUACGCAGGGUAUCUUUAAUCAAAUAAAGAUGUUUCUCUAGGCAAACCCUUUCUCUUUCUGCUGUUGUAUUUCCAACUAGGAGCUUUUCACUGACAGUCAGCUCUGUGCUUCUGAAAUGGGAGUCAUUUUACUGUUGCAUAGCUACUAUAACACAUAGAGCUCCCUGCUCUCUCAUUCUCUCUUUGUUUUAGCACAACCAGAUAACAUUAACUUGUCAUCACAUAUAUUUUGAUUGUCUAGAUCGUGUUUGAAAUGUCCAUCUUGACAUCGGUCUUAGAAUUAACAUAAGAACGGAUGGGGACGCGUAAGUUAUCGUGUAUAUAUCUUUUUUAACGGUGCUGUGAUUGACGACCAGCUGGUUUCGGGGGGAGUGAUCAGAAGUCAUCAUAUAACACCCCAUCUUGCCAAAUGGAUGAUGAUCUAAAACCUCUGGAUUUCAUAAAGGACUUUCAAGAGUACCUGACACAGCAAACACACCAUGUCAACAUGAUCUCGGGCUCUGUCGGUGGGGAGAUAGAGCCCGACCACCUCCAAGCUGUAGCAGCUCUCCCAGACAGCGAUCAUCACAAUGGGUCGGUGGAAGUCUCUCUGGACGACAGCUCUGGGCUGCUGGUGGACGGCUUUCAGAGGACUUUCGACGGCAAGCUCAAGUGUAGCUACUGCAGCUACGCCAGUAAAGGCACCGCUCGCUUGAUAGAGCACAUCAGAAUUCACACAGGAGAGAAGCCUCACCGCUGCCAGCUGUGCCCCUUCGCCUCUGCCUACGAGCGCCACCUUGAGGCCCACAUGCGCUCCCACACGGGAGAGAAGCCCUACAAGUGUGACCUCUGCUCCUUCCGUUGCAGCGACCGCAGCAACCUGUCCCACCACCGCCGGCGCCGCCACAAGCUUUUACCCAUGAAGGGGGCGGGGCUGCCCGCCUUCCUGUCCAACAAGAAGAUGCUGAACGUCCUACAGAAGAAGAGUGGCAGCUCCCUGGGCCUGGGAGGCUACAGCAGACACCUCCUCAUCAACUUCAGCCCUCCCUCCAUGGUGGUGGGGAAACCAGACUACCUGAACCACGAGGUGUACGAGAGCGAUGUGAAGGACCAUGGGACUGGAGGAGGGGGAGGAGCCAGCAGGGAUGUCAACAGUGACAUGAUGGUGGACAAUAAUCCACUGAACCAGCUGUCUACGCUGGCAGGCCAGUUGUCCAACCUCCCCCCAGUGGACCAGACCCCCGUGUCUCCUGACAGACUGUCCUGUAACGACGUCAAGCCGUUCCUCAUCCAGCAGGCCUCUGGUGCACCGAUUGCAGUGUCAGUAUCUUUGUCCACCAGUCAAAGUGGUGCCCACCACCACCACUACCACCACCACCACCACCAAACCUCCUCCCCAACCAGCCCCGAGGACCUCCAACCCCCUGCAGGCCAUAGCAGGAACUACAGCCCCAGCCCUGUGGACCCAGAACCCAGCAGUGAGCACAGUGCACACACACGCACCAGCUCAGCUAGCAUUAGUAACAGCCAGCCCAGUACCCCUGCCCUGCUCGGUAGCACACAGCACCCAGACCCACAGAUGCUGCACAGCUGCCAGCACUGCGACACCUACUUCUCAGACAACAUCAUGUAUACCAUUCACAUGGGUUGCCACGGCUACGAGAACCCCUUCCAGUGUAAUGUCUGCGGCUGUAAGUGCAGGAACAAGUAUGACUUCGCCUGCCACUUCGCUCGCGGGCAGCACACGCAGUGACUGACUUCCACAGUAACCAGAGAGAUGAAUUCGAACGAUGUUUGGUCGUCUCACAGAGAACAUGCACUUAUUCCCGUGUUUAUGAUAAUCAGGGAUCAGAGCGAUUCUGAUCUCGAUUUUAUUGUGUAGUUUUUUAUUUGAUUAUAUAACUUAAGAGAGUGAGUGUUACUUUGAAAUGAGGAAUUGAUGUUUCUAUAAAUGGGAACGCAAUCUGGAGGUUGGAGACAUUUAUCACGUGUCCUCCUCGGUGCCGUCUGAGAAUUUAAAGAAAGCAAUCUGGAGGUUGGAGACAUUUAUCACGUGUCCUCCUCGGUGCCGUCUGAGAAUUUAAAGAAAGCAAUCUGGAGGUUGGAGACAUUUAUCACGUGUCCUCCUCGGUGCCGUCUGAGAAUUUAAAGAAAGCAAUCUGGAGGUUGGAGACAUUUAUCACGUGUCCUCCUCGGUGCCGUCUGAGAAUUUAAAGAAAGCAAUCUGGAGGUUGGAGACAUUUAUCACGCGUCCUCCUCGGUGCCGUCUGAGAAUUUAAAGAAAGCAAUCUGGAGGUUGGAGACAUUUAUCACGUGUCCUCCUCGGUGCCGUCUGAGAAUUUAAAGAAAGCAAUCUGGAGGUUGGAGACAUUUAUCACGUGUCCUCCUCGGUGCCGUCUGAGAAUUUAAAGAAAGCAAUCUGGAGGUUGGAGACAUUUAUCACGUGUCCUCCUCGGUGCCGUCUGAGAAUUUAAAGAAAGUCACUUCUUAUUUUUUUAAAGUAACCUUUUAUUUAACGAGGCAAGUUGGUUAAGAACAAAUUCUUAUUUACAAUGACAGCCUACCCCGGGGCCAAACCUUGACGACGCUGGGCCAAAUGUGUACUGCCCUAUGGGACUCCCAAUCACGGCCGGAUGUUAUACAGCCUGGAUUUGAACCAGGGACUGUUGUGACAUCUCUUAGCACCUUGAUGCAGUGCCUUAGACCGCUGCGCCACACGAGAGCCCAACUCUGAAUUAGUUACAUAAAUAUUGGUGAUGUUACAUGCGAGUGACUAAACUUAUAGUUUAAAUAGCGAUUAGCAAGGUAUCUGGUUGCUGUGACUAGAGUUUAAACAGUUUUGGCCUUAUCUUUUAUUUUUAAAAAAUGUUUAUUUCACCUUUAUUUAACCAGGUAGGCAAGUUGAGAACAAGUUCUCAUUUACAACUGUGACCUGUCCAAG